ACUUUGAAACACCCAUAUAAUCCACAUAACCGCUUUAACUCAAAUUAAGAGUUUAUAAGCCACACAAAUCCGAUGGGAUGCAGGACAGUCACUCCACAGAGAGAAUAGAGACAAGCUCAUCCAGAGUUGCUCUACCAAACUCACAGAGACAACAUGAAAGCUGUUGCAGCCUUUCUGCUGGUCCUGUACCUGGCUGUAAAUCACGCAUGGAAGUGCAAGGAGGCUCCAAGGCUGUAUGGGGUCCAACAGAUUGAUGCUGGAAUGGGACAAGUGGUUGUAGCGACAAGACACGGGCGGCCAUAUCAACUAAGUGGAAAGUACUGGUACAGUCUGGGCACAUUCAGCCUCACGCAUGUCACUGUGGGACCUGCAGGAACGUGGGGAUGUGACAGAAGCAACAAGGUGUACAAAUUUGUAGGCGGAAACUGGAAACAAAUCAAUGGUGAAUCCUUGCAUCAGGUGGAUGCUGGGGGUGAUGGUCAGGUUGUUGGAGUAGCCACCAGCAAUUACUCCUGCUGUCUGAAGGACCACGUGGCUUGUAGCUUUUAUGGCAAGGGCUCAGUGUCCUGGAUUGCACUUGCAAAGAAAGUGAAAUAUAUCAGCUGUGGGAAGAAGUAUGGAUGCUGGGCUGUCAACACGUUAAACCAGAUCUUUGUGACAAAGAAUAUCGUUCCCAGCACUUGUGCAACUGAAAGCUGGACAAAUGUGCGGGGGCCAAAAAUGACAAUGAUUGAAGUGUCAGGUGAUGGAAAGGUUUUUGGAGUGGGAAAAGAUGGCAAGGUGUACCAAAGAACUGGCAUCACCAAGUCAAAGAGAGCAGGCAAACGUUGGGUAACCAUCCCAAUGUGCAUGCCCAUCAGUCACUUGACCUACGACCUGCACCACCUUUGGGUUGUGACCACCUCUGGUUGGCUUUUGCAGUGCACACACUAAAGUCAUCAGUGUAUCCAAGCUGCCAUGCCUUCAAGAGUCAAUCUCUCUUUUCAUUUUCUGCUGUAUCUAAUCAAUAACCUUCUCUUAGAGUAUCGCUUGUCUGGGAAUCAUCAAACAUUUGUGAAAUAUAUUGUGAUUUAAUGCACAACAUUUCUUAUUUUACAAAAUAUAAGUCGACAGUUGUGCACACUUCAAAGGCAAUGAGGACAACAGUGCUAAAUGAUGUCAGGCAAUUAUGGAUAACUUCUUUCCUUGUGGUGUACUUUCUUCUACUUCAAUAAAUAAUAAUGGAAGCAAA
Molecule: messenger RNA, 1231 nt
Organism: Solea solea (common sole)
Lineage: Eukaryota; Metazoa; Chordata; Actinopteri; Pleuronectiformes; Soleidae
Product: fish-egg lectin-like
Exons: 5
Coding region: 154-933 (259 amino acids)
Source: RefSeq, a predicted model, not a curated record